UGACUGCGCAGGGAGGGGUUGUGAGGUGUUCAAGAUGGCGGCGCCCUGUGGAGUGCAGUUGCUCUAACAGUGGUGCCUGGAGACUGUAUUGACGGGCGGCCCAGGGACCCCUCCAGGCUGGACAGGACACGGGACACCUUGAGAGUGACGUCAAAGAGUCCUUCCCCUCUCCCUAGACUGUUUCAGAGACACCCGCCUCCGAACCCUCCAUACCACCAUGUCCAGGGAACAGCUCAACAUGGGGGACCUGCUUCCUCUGCUGGAGACCUCUGACCUCCGCCAGCUGGAUGAGAUCAAGGGCCUUAUCAAUGAACACCUCAACACAGAUCGAGGGUCCGUGCUGCUGAACGGCUUGGUGGACUAUUUCCUGGAGACCAACUCCGCCCAGGCAGUGCACAUCCUGUCCUCAGUGAGAGAGCCACAUGAUAAGCACCUGUUUGAUAAAAUGAAUGAAUGCAUGGCUAAAGCCCCCUGUCGCCUGCCCACUCUCACUCUACUGGGGCACGUUGUCCGUAAGCAGCCGUCUUGGAUCCACAAGAUCACUCGCUAUCCGCUGCUGCUAUCUCUCCUCAAAUGCCUCAAGACAGACACAGAUGUUGUGGUUCUGAUAACUGGAGUCCUGGUGCUCAUCACACUAUUACCCAUGAUUCCCCAAGCUGGCAAGCAGCAUCUCUAUGAAUUUUUUGAUAUCUUUGGCCGUCUGGCUUCUUGGAACCUGAGAAACCUAGGACACAUCCCGGAGGUUUAUCUCAUUCACCUGCAUGCAAGCGUCUACUCACUCUUCCACCGGCUCUAUGGGAUGUAUCCCUGCAAUUUUGUGUCUUACUUGCGCUCCCAUUACAGCAUGAAGGAGAACAUGGACACUUUUGAGGAGGUGGUCAAGCCCAUGCUUGAACAUGUCAGAAUCCAUCCCGAAUUAGUGACCGGAACCAAGGACCAUGAACUAGAUCCCAGCCGGUGGAAGAAAUUUGAAAUCCACGAUAUCGUUAUUGAGUGUGCCAAAGUCUCUCUGGACCCGAAGGAGGCGUCCUGUGAAGAGGGCUAUGCCAGCAUGCCUGAGCAUUUCUGUGCUCAUCUACAACAACGUCCGGCUGAUUGCACUGCCAGCCCUUACGGCGACUUCCACAGUAGCUACGGAAGUUCUUCCUCGACUCAUUUCUCCACCCCUCGUCAGCCUGUCGUCCCUCCCUUGGCCCUGUCAUCUUUCUCAGGGACUCAGCCCCCCUAUCGCAGCCCCACUGGAACCCGUUGGCAGAACACCAGCUGUGAAUUUAAUGCCACAUAUGGCUUUAAGGAUUCCCUCUGGAGCCCCUCCUCCCAGUGUGGCAUGGCCACGCCCCCUUCCUCCUGUGGGAUGUCACCGAACCCGGAACUGUCCCAGAGUGCCUCUCACCUACCAACCCGCCUCUACAGCACACCUGGUGGUAAAGGCACCCCGUGCUCUAGCACCCCUGCGGCCGCCUCACCUCCUCCUAGCCUCUCUGAUGAGUUUCCCCCUGUGUCUCUGCCUCACAGUACGGCCAGUCCGCCAUGCAAGGAUGGUAGACCUUUAGACCACACCAAACCCGUCUUGGUCAGACAGGAGCCGGUCAGACAGGAGCCAGACAGAGAGCUUGAGAAAACUGGACCUGAAACGAUCAAUCACAGAGAUGGGAGAGGUGAGAACAUGCCCAUGACCCUGACCGAGCUCUCUGUGUACAUGAAGGAGCAAGAACAAAUGAGGAUCGAGAAAGAGCGGGAGGACGCUGCCAUCACAGAGGAGCUUCUGAAGUUAACAGAGGAAAAGCGGGAUUUAGCUGGCCUUCGUGGCUUUGACUCUCCAUUCUUCAGCACCACAGAGACCCUGACCGGAGUGCAAGAGAAACCCCUGCCCUCUUCUAUUCUGGGCAGCUCGAUUAGAGACCCUCACAACACUAUCUCCACACCCGACAAGACCGAGAUCACGCCCGUGGACAGAGGCAGAGUCAGCAGAGGCCCAUCCCAGGAGCAUCCCUGGUCCUUUCAGCCAGUGUUCAUGCCCAUCGAGCACCCAACACACAGCCACCUCCAUCGGAGCCCCUCCGCACCAGAGGACGAGGCCCUUAAAUACAGCUUUUGCUCCCCGAGCCCAAGCAAACCGCCACCCCUGCCGUACGAGGCUCUGUUUGACCUGGCCCUGCCUCGGGCGGCCUCUCUCUUCGUGGGGAGGAAGACUUCAGAGAUUGUGCAGCGAGUAGCCUUGGAAAGGAUUCAGAGAGGUGACGUGGGCAAGCAAGGGGAGGAGGGGGGUGUUGAGGGGGCUGUGUCUGCCUCCCCCUUGGAGGUGCUGGAUCGCCUCGUGCAGCAGGGCGGUGACGCCCAUGACAAAGUGUUAAAGAGAUUGCCCCUGCCAAGUAAGUCAGCUGACUGGACACACUUUGGAGGUUCUGUUCCUCUGGACGAGCUGCACACACUGCGCAGUCAGCUGCUUCUGUUACACAACCAGCUCCUGUACGAGCGCUACAAGCGAGAGCAGCAUGCCGUACGCAACAGACGUCUGCUUCGCCGUAUCAUCAAUGCCACCGCGCUGGAGGAGCAGAAUAACGCCAUGAAGGACCUGCUGAACUUGCAGAGUGUGGAUAUCAUGUCUUUGAGAGAGAGCCUGCAGGUAGAGCAGCAGAGAUACCGGCAGCUCUGGGACGACCGAGAGACUGUAGUUACACGCCUGCACAGCCAGAUACGCCAACUACAACAGGCCAGAGAUGACUACUACACCAAAAACCAGGAGUUACAGAGUAAACUACAGGAAUGCCAGAAGCGAAUAGGUGAGAUGGAGGCGGAGCUUCAGAAGGCAAACAACAAGGUGUGCCACACGGGACACCUGCUGAACCAGCUCACUGCCAAGUUGUCAUCGAGUGAAAGUAUACAGCAGCAGUUGAGUUUUCUAAAUAAGCAGCUGCUGCUGCUAGGAGAAGCCCAUAAACUGUGUGUUCAGGAGCUGCAUCAGGCCGGACCAGAUACUAGCAAGGAGGUGCAGAUGCUGCAGACAUCCUGGGGGAAGGAGACGGAGCGUCUAAAGCAGAAUCUGUUACUUCAGAGCCAAAAGCUGGAUGCUGCUCAGCAGCGAGUGGCAGAGCUGGAGACUCAACUUGCUAAAAAAGAGCACCUAAUUGCAGAACAAAAGAAGUUUCUAGAAGAUGUCAAGGCUCAGGCUAAAGGGGAACUGCAGGCCUCUGAGAGCAGAUAUCAUGCACAGAGGCGGGUAACCCUGGCUCUGCAGACUGAGCUUCUGCAGCUCUACAGCAGGCUGGAAACAGAAGACUCCUCUGCCACUGCUUCAGCCUUACCGGCAGAGGGCGCCACUGAACUCCGCGGUUCCACCGAUCCCAGUGUCAUAGUGGUGGAUGGUGCAGUAAAAACAGCCACCAAAGAAGACAGCAAGUCACCUCAGUCUCCACGUGGCAAUGGCAGCAAUUUAUCGCCAGCGCAGCCCAUGGCCAGCUCUUCCCCGGCCAACUCCGUAAACGGCAAUCGAGACACUCCCCCACCUUUUCUAGUGGAACCGCCCCCUCACCGUCCUCAUUCCCCGCUGGGACCCCCAGGACCUUUGGUACCUUCUGACACCCCACUCACUGUAGGCUCCUACCCCAGUGCCAAGAGCUUUCUGGGUAUGCGUGCAAGAGAGCUAUUCCGCAACAAAAGCGAGAGCCAGUGCGAUGAGGAUGAAGCCCCGCCUCCGCGUCUCACUGGCCUAUCACAGGGCCUGAAAACUGAGCUCUGCGUGGAGCCGACAGCGAAGAGUACAUCCAGCUCCACUGCUGCGCAGAGCUUCACACUCAUCACAUCUGCUAAAGAAACCCAACCUGAUGCUCAGAGAGCCAAAAACCGAGACACGUUCGGCUCAAGAUGCCCAGAGAGGCCCAGGCAGCAACCGUUAAGGAUCAUGGACUAUAACGAAAGUCAUCAGGAGCACAGUUAAAGUUAUGGAAAAAUGGUGAAAGAGAGAGAGGUAGAGGAUGGAGAGAUGUGCGAAUUUAGAUUAUUAGACCGUAAGGCAAGACUCCUUCAAUUUUCAGUGUUAUCUGUCCCAUUUCCACAAGCCGACAACAGGAUUUGGAGCUAAUAAAUCAGUAAAACCCUCACUAAGAUGGGACAAGUGGAUAGAAUAGACUAUACCGACAUAUAUAGAAGUGGUCACAAAAUGUCUUUUAGUAAUCCCACUGCGUUGUUCUCCAGAAAUGUCCCCGCUGCAUCUUUUAUUUGUUGUUUUUUGCUAAUUUAUCUGCUCCCUUUAACCAAGUAACUGUUGCAGCACGUGGAAACUUUGCAUUUAGGCUGUUAGAAGCAAUAUAAGUUGAUUAAUUUGUAGUAAUGGUACAGUGCUUACACCCUCACAGCUCACCCGCACAGAGCUGAAGUGUGUGCUUGGAUGCCAGGAGGUGGAUGGUCGGUUGGAUGGUUGUCUUGUGCCAAGCAGGAGUCAGUGUUUCUUUUAAAACCAUCAGGUUUAACCUUUCAGACAUGUCAGGUGCAUUUUCAUGUGCUCAAAUCAUGUUUAUCUUUACUAUGUUUCUGGUGUGUGUAUGUGUAAAAUGUCUGUUUGUGUGUGUGUGUAUGUUGAAAGUGAUGGCCUGUAUCCCAGACUUGAUUCUGGGUUAAACUGCACUGUAAGUUGUUACUGAUUACGGAAAAAAUCCGUUACAGUCUUGGACUAGACUAAAUCUGGAUCCAAGAAAUGAUACAGCCACAACGAGAGGAAGGUUCGACAUGUUUUUUAUAUUUUUUUAAUUAUUUAUUUUUUUGUCCUCUUCUCUUUAGCUUUUCAAGUAUUACCAGUGCUUUUAAAAGUUAUAAAGCAACGUAAACAAACAACAGCCAUAGAUUCCUGAUCAUUACCCAAGUCUAGUCAAACCUAUGAAUCCUAUCCUUCAGUAAUCUCUAUAAAACAUCGUAAGUAAAAUCUAGAUGAUCUAGUGGCCAUUUUGAAGCCUUAUCCUAAUAAUAAAUAAGUCUAAUAAAUAAGUCAGACAUAAGUAAAGUAAUUCGCUUUGACGAUGCUAACCUUCAUCAUAUUUGCUCAAAACUCAGUAGGUAACUGAUAAUGGUAUGGAUGAUCUGUCUUUUACCCUCUCACUUUUACGCACUUCAAUGGAUAUUAUUACUAAGUUUGCUUUCUCGGUGCCAAAUACUCAAUAAGACACUGACAGUAUUCUGUAGAGCUUAAAUGUACUGGUUUUUGUUCUAUUAUUCAAGCACAUAUAUUCUUAGACUACCACAUAUCAGUUUGAGGGGGUAAAUAUAAGACUUGAUUUUGUCGAGCUGAGAGUAUGUGGACCGUAGCAAUGAGAGCUGUACGAUGCCAAGUAGACGGUGUAAAAUAUCUCCAAAUUUCUACAAAAUGGCCAUGUUGAUAGUCAGACGUCAUUUAGGAAUUGCGGAUGGGGUGGUCAUACUCAAAUUGUUCCCAAAUCCUGUUGUCCCCUUGAAGUCUCUGCUGUUCCUUCUGCCUUGCUAUCUAGAGCAUGUACAACAAUUCUUUUUUUAAUGCCAACAGCAGGAACUAUGACUUAACAAGAUACAAGGUACAAUCAGCGUGGAAUGAAAGGAACGUAUGAAUUCGAGCUCCUUUGCUGGAGAUGAAAGCUCUUGGGUUUGUUGGGGGAGGAAAGGCAGGGUCGUUUGGAAAAGGUUCUUAAAGCAGUUGCUUGUGUUAACUGUGAAUGACAAAAAUAAAAUCGUCUUCAAUGUUUUGC
Sinocyclocheilus rhinocerous is the source of this 5711-nucleotide messenger RNA. RefSeq names its product TSC complex subunit 1b (gene tsc1b). The transcript has 22 exons. Gene Ontology annotation, biological process: negative regulation of cell population proliferation; negative regulation of TOR signaling; regulation of cell cycle. NCBI's taxonomy places the organism in Eukaryota, Metazoa, Chordata, Actinopteri, Cypriniformes, Cyprinidae. Gene Ontology annotation, cellular component: TSC1-TSC2 complex. The record is from RefSeq and is a predicted model, not a curated record. Bases 218 to 3937 code for a protein of 1239 amino acids.